AUGUCUCUUUCGCCCUUUAAAGUCUUGCUCUUCGACUGUUAUGGGGAAUGGGAGACGGGGAUGCUAGAAAACCUUAAACCUCUCCUCGAUCAACCAUCCGCACCUAGCAGAGAUAGAUUAUUUGAAGUGCUAGGUCCCAUCGAAAACAGGAUCCAAGAUGAACAACCCAAAAUGCUCUAUUCGGAAUUACUCAUUAAAGUAUAUCUCGAGACUGCUGAGAAACUAAAUCUCAAGUCGGAUGAAGCUCAAGCCAAAGCUUUCGGGAACUCCAUCCCUGCAUGGCCCGCUUUCCCAGAUUCGGCAGAGGCGCUGAAGAAGCUUUCGGAUGCGGGACUGAAAUUAGUCAUCCUGUCUAAUGUCGACAACAAGAGUUUUGAUGGAUCGAAGAAGAAGUUGGAGAAAGGGUUUACAUUUGAUGCUAUCUACACAGCCGAGAAGAUCGGAUCAUACAAACCCUCUUUACGAAAUUUCGAAUACGCCAUAGAGAACAUCAAGAAAGAUUUCGGAUUAGAGAAAGAGGAUAUCUUGAUAGUGGCUAAUUCCAAAUACCAUGAUGUUCAACCUGGUCACAAGAAAGGCAUCAAAUCAGCUUGGAUUGAUAGAGAGAGAGCUUUCAUGGGUGUAUCAGCUUAUAAGGAUGUUAUACCCGAUUAUCAAUAUCCAAGUAUGAUGGAAUUCGCAAAUGCCAUCAUCAAGGAUAAAUCCUAG
Messenger RNA from Kwoniella mangroviensis CBS 8507, 708 nucleotides. RefSeq names its product haloacid dehalogenase, type II. The record is from RefSeq and is a predicted model, not a curated record. The coding region runs from base 1 to 708 and encodes 235 amino acids. Lineage: Eukaryota; Fungi; Basidiomycota; Tremellomycetes; Tremellales; Cryptococcaceae. The transcript is spliced from 8 exons.